Molecule: messenger RNA, 2623 nt
Organism: Oncorhynchus masou masou (cherry salmon)
Lineage: Eukaryota; Metazoa; Chordata; Actinopteri; Salmoniformes; Salmonidae
Product: 1-acyl-sn-glycerol-3-phosphate acyltransferase gamma-like
Exons: 10
Coding region: 880-2013 (377 amino acids)
Cellular component (GO): endoplasmic reticulum; endomembrane system
Molecular function (GO): 1-acylglycerol-3-phosphate O-acyltransferase activity
Source: RefSeq, a predicted model, not a curated record
UGCAGCCAGAUUCAUUUCUCAGAGAUCUAAUUAUAUUUAAACAGAUUAAUGUUGCAGGAAUGUCUUUUCUGUUUCUAACAGAACAAUCUGAGAUGGUGUCAGUCCAAGUCCCCUUUCUGGUGCUUUUUGAGGUGGAAUGACCGCCUGCUAGUUCUGCCACUCGUUCAAAUGAUUCUACACACGAACAGACAUACAUAUCAUCACACUUGUACACAGUCUCUCUUCCUCCCUCUCUGGCUAGCUGGUGUUUUUUGCCCCUGAGAAAUGGAGACGACAUGGUUGUCCUGUCCUGUGAGGGAACAAUAUACUGAUAUACUCACUGAUACACACCCUUAAGUCACAUUCUAUCCCCUAUGGGAUGAGAGCAUGCAGCCUCCAGGCAUUGUCUGGUCUUAUAACCCAAACCAGAGCUUAAACACCUCGGAGAACAGAAGGGAAAGAUGAGAGACAAGUGAAGAGAUGGAGAGGUAAUGGGAAGUUGAAUGUGAGAUUAGAGGGAUGAAGGGGAGGAUGAGUAGGAGUUAGUCGAAUAGAGGGAUGUAAUAGAAUGAAAAGGAGAGGUGGAGUGUGCAGAGGAAGCUCUUGGUAUUCAGGGUUGAGCCUGUCUUCAGUGCAUGAAGACUGAUCUGUUUCUGAUUUCAGCUGCAUAAUGGAAUUGUCUUGGCAAUGACAGGGGAGUACAAACUGAUCCGGGACCAGGCUAGCCUGCACGGGAGGUCACGGUGGACUGGAGGGCUGUGUGAUGUUGUGACUCAGUGCUCUGUUUGAAUCUGUAAUACUGAGUGAAGGGCUGUGCGAGAGGGACUCAAAGAGAACCCACCUCGCUUGGUUGUCGUAGUGUGCAGAGGAGAGAAGUGGUCCUCAGUAGUAGCAGCAGCCAUGGGCCUGGCAGCUUACCUGAAGACCCAGUUUGUUCUGCAGCUCCUCCUGGGUUUUGUGUUCGUGGUGAGCGGCCUCCUCAUCAACUUCAUCCAGUUGUUGACGUGCGUCCUGUGGCCCAUCGACAAGCAGCUGUACCGCAGGAUCAACACCAGGCUCUCCUACUCCCUCUGGAGCCAGCUGGUGAUGCUGCUGGAGUGGUGGUCAGGAACACAGUGCACCCUCUACACAGAUCAGGCCACAGUGGACAAGUUCGGCAAGGAACACGUCAUCAUCAUCCUCAACCACAACUAUGAGAUUGACUUCCUGUGCGGCUGGACUAUCUGUGAGCGAUACGGAGUCCUAGGGAGUUCCAAGGUGCUGGCCAAACACGAGCUGCUGAAGGUGCCUCUGAUUGGCUGGACCUGGUAUUUCCUGGAGAUCGUGUUCUGCAAGAGAAAGUGGGAGGAGGACAGAGAGACCGUGUUCAGAGGGCUAGAAAGACUCAGAGACUACCCUGAGUUUAUGUGGUUCCUGCUGUACUGUGAAGGCACUCGCUUCACAGAGAAGAAGCACCAGAUCAGUAUGGAAGUGGCAGAGAGUAAAGGCCUGCCCAAGCUCAAAUACCACCUGCUGCCCAGAACCAAAGGCUUCACCACCGCUCUCAAAUGCCUCCAGGGCACAGUGUCUGCUGUGUAUGACGUCACACUGAACUUUAAAGACCACCAAGUCCCCACUCUGCUGGGCAUCAUCAACGGCAAGAAAUACAUGGCAGAUAUGAGAAUCAGGCGGUUCCCUGUAGAGGAGAUCCCAGAAGAUGAGAAGGAGUGUGCCAACUGGCUUCAUAAACUCUACCAGGAGAAGGAUGCUUUGCAGGAGCACUACCAUAAGGAGGGCACUUUCCCGGGUCCCACCAUCACCCCUCCUCGCCGGUUGUGGACGCUACUCAACUUCCUGUUCUGGGCGGCCCUGCUGCUCUCACCCCUCAUCAACUUCGCCUGCGGGGUGGUGGUCAGCGGCUCCCCCCUCCUCAUCCUCGGCUUCAGCCUCUUCCUCAUCGUAGCCUCCAUAGCCAUCCGGCGCCUGAUCGGUGUCACCGAGGUAAAGAAGACAGGCUCCAGUUACGGCGACGAGGGGUCCAAGAAACAGAACUAGACCUCUACCUCCCCCCUGUUGGUUGCUGUACGGUCCUCCUGCGGUUGCCCUCCCUCUAUUCUGUUGUCCUGCAGGUGCAGUCAGCACGUCGGGGAGAGCGCCAAACCAUUACACAUAGAGAUAAAACAGAUAGAUCUGGAGGAGGCCAAACCAUUACACAUAGAGAUGAAACAGAUAGAUCUGGAGGAGGCCAAACCAUUACACAUAGAGAUAAAACAGAUAGAUCUGGAUGGGGCCAAACCAUUACACCAAGAGAUAAAACGGAUAGAUCUGGAGGAGGCCAAACCUUUACACCUAGAGAUAAAACGGAUAGAUCUGGAUGGGACCAAACCAUUACACCUAGAGAUAAAACAGAUAGAUCUGGAUGGGACCAAACCAUUACACCUAGAGAUAAAACAGAUAGAUCUGGAUGGGACCAAACCAUUACACCUAGAGAUAAAACAGAUAGAUCUGGAGGGGGCCAAACCAUUACACAUAGAGAUAAAACAGAUCUGUAGGGUGCCAAACCGUUACACCUAGAGUUACCAUAUAUAGAUCUGGAGGGAGCCAAACCAUUACACCUAGAAAUAAAAUGGAUAGAUCUGUAGGGUACCAAAACAUUACACAGAGA